Polypterus senegalus (gray bichir) is the source of this 1331-nucleotide messenger RNA. RefSeq names its product coiled-coil domain-containing protein 71L-like. The transcript has a single exon. The record is from RefSeq and is a predicted model, not a curated record. The coding region runs from base 114 to 779 and encodes 221 amino acids. NCBI's taxonomy places the organism in Eukaryota, Metazoa, Chordata, Cladistia, Polypteriformes, Polypteridae.
GCACCUCCGGCCAUCUUGCUGCCAUUUUUUGUAAGACGGAGGUGCAGUUCGGAAGAACUGCUGCUGGGGGUGCUGAAGUUGUCCGGGCCACUCGCUCGCGCUUUUGCUAAACAAUGGGAGACUGCAGCGUAGAGAAAGAAAAAGUUGUUUUCUCUCGCGCCAACGUGUCUUUGUCAGAGACACAAGCGCUGGAAGAUGCCUUUAAGCUGUUUAUUCCUUCCUCCAAAGAUUUUGCAGCCAAUUCUCAAGACGAGAUAUGGGAUUUCCUCUGUAGCUUCAGGCACGAAGGCUUCGCCCCUGUGAUUCUCCGAAGCAAAGACGUUUACGGAUAUUCAUCUUGUAGAUCGGUGGUGCCCGACAAAAGUUUAUCAAGUAGAAGAGUAACUGACACUGCCCAGAGCGGCCCCAAAAAGCGCCCACAGGCAGUCCCGAGCGAUAAGAAAAAGAGGAGGAGGAGAAAAGGAGGAUUUUUGGGGGUUAGGAGGAAGCGAAGAAAAACUUCCAACUCACCGGAAGCGCACGCGCCCCCGGUGAAGCGCCCGCACCCCGCUGUUCCAGCCCCGGUUUGGACAGGCUCGGUAGCCAGCCACGACCAAAAGGCACUGAACAGGGUGUGGAGGGCGGCGAGCGACAGGUCAACAGCUGUCCGACAGACUGUCCAAGUCAAAGACGUCUCCUCCAAGAGGAGCGCCGCGGCUGCUCGCAAUAAAGCCGAAAAGCUGCUCAAGCUCAACCUGUCGCCUGUUCUCAAGUUACGACGUUUGAUUUUGCCGAAGUGAGUCUUCGGAUUGUGUACUGAAUGCAAGGACGAAACAUGUUUGCGAUGCUGCUCUGAUUUGUCUACGUUUGAAGCACUUUACCUGAAGUUUACAUGAACUUGAUGGAUGGUCCCGUGUAGUGGAGCCUUUUUUUCCUUUUCUUGCAAUGGAGGGCUUGAGUGGCUGAACAAUAAUGAAAUCCACGAGUGAACUGGGCUGCUUCAGUGUUAACACCUUAUGUACUGUGUAUAUUUUAUUCCCCGACACUCCUCGAAGCUUCCACUGCCGUUUAACCGAUGACCAUCUCACAGCUUGGCCCCCGUAUGUGAGGUCGCCAGUUUGCAAUUGACUUUAUGUGGUGCGGGAUAGUUGACCCACCUUAUCGCCCGACUGGGGCUUCUUCACAGGUUUAUUUAUUUGUGUUUGUACUUGUUAUUUUAACUUGUCAUCUGCCGUUACAUUAUGUAAAAAAAAAUCUAAUAUAUUAAGUUAUACUCCAGACAUGUUUCGGUUUAGUUUGUAUUAAUAUUUCUCAAGUAAAUAUCUAUCAAGAAUUAAAACUAAUAGCUUCGA